Molecule: messenger RNA, 3407 nt
Organism: Hyla sarda
Lineage: Eukaryota; Metazoa; Chordata; Amphibia; Anura; Hylidae
Gene: ILDR1
Product: immunoglobulin like domain containing receptor 1
Cellular component (GO): plasma membrane
Molecular function (GO): high-density lipoprotein particle receptor activity
Source: RefSeq, a predicted model, not a curated record
CCAUCUUUGUAUAUACAGUAUAUAAAUGACCCUCUUCGACCUCGGUAUUGACAUUGGCCUCGGUGGUUUGUGUUGUUAUCAGGAAGCUGAAUGCUUAUCAGGAAGCAGAAUGCUUAUCAGGAAGCAGAAUGCUUAUCAGGAAGCUGAAUACUUAUCAGGAUGCCUGGGUUUACAGGUCACCGUCCAGGACUCGGAGCGGGUUACAAUGUUAUUCUCCACCAUCAUCCUCAGGUGUGACUACAGCACCUCCGCGCAGAUCCAGGACGUAGCAGUCACCUGGCGCUACAAGUCUUUCUGUAGAGAUCCCAUCUUCGACUACUACUCCGCAGCGUAUCAGGCGGCUCAGAGUCUGCAGCAGGAUCCGUCCAAUGACUGUAAUGACAACCAGAGGGAGGUCCGCAUAGUCAUCCAGAAACGGGGGCAGAACGAACCGGUACUGGGCACGGAUUACAGGCAGAGGAAGAUCACUAUGCAGAACAAAGCCGACCUGGUGAUCAGUGAAGUCAUGUGGUGGGAUCAUGGCGUCUAUUUUUGCUCUGUGGAGGCUCAAGGAGACACCGCCGGGGACUCUGAUAAGGAAGUGAAGAUGAUCGUCCUGCAUUGGCUCACCGUGCUCCUGAUCGUUCUGGGGGGGUUGUUACUUCUCCUCUUCUUUGCUAUAUGCUGCUGCCAGUGUUGUCCUCAGUGUUGCUGCUGCUAUGUGCGCUGCCCGUGUUGUCCGAGAACGUGCUGCUGUCCAGAAGAAGUCCUUGCUCGCCGCCGAUAUAUGAGGCAAAUUCAGUCCCAGGCCCCGUGGAGGAUGGAGAAAGCUUUCUAUGCUGGAGCUGACCGCAACUCUCAGCAUUCAUCUUAUCAGCUCAACCCUUUACUCCAGAGAGACUUCUCCCAGCAGAACAGCCUCCCCAUGGUCAGGCAGCCCAGCUUUCCUUCCUCCAACAACCAAGUGCUGGAUUUUCUGGAGAGCGUAAAAAACUUAAACCCGGCCCAACCACUAGUGGUGGGAGGCCAUUACGGCGGACCCAGACCUCAGCCCAGCAUGUUGUCCUCCCUCAGCGAGAUGGGGGUCGGGGUACGAGAAGUAGAUCGCAGAGUCAUUCAGCUCCCUCCCCUCGUAGAGCACGUCGUCAACUCCCACAGAAGCAGCAACUCCUCCCAACAUCGGAGACACCAUUCAUGGGAUCAGCUAGAAAGUGACCGAGAGAGGAGGAGGACCCGGUCGGGAAGAGCUUACUCGGCCGACAACGACUUGCGAGACAGACAGAGAAGUGACCGCUCACAUGGCUACAGAAGAGAUCCCCAAAGUGAUGGACGUCCGAGAAGAGACGUUUCCCCGCCUCGUAGACGCGACCGAAACGGCCCUAGUGAUGACUACAGCCAUGAUGACCGCCGCGGCCGGCCCAACUAUAGCUCUGACCGCCAAAGGUCUGAGAGAUCCAGGAGGAGAGGAAGCCCUGAACGGCACUCCCGGCAAAGGAGGAGGAGCUAUUCUCCACCAAGCGAACGCAACUCGUGGAGCUCUGACGAUGAGAGUCACUACAGAGACAGAAGAGAGAGGCGUCCGAAGUCAUACGAGUGGCCCGAGGACAGACCGCCCAGCUACAAAUCACUGGACAUCGCCGUAGGCAAGGGCAAGAACCAGCGAAAUGCCACGGCCAGACAAUCGGAACGGGGCAGUUCCAGGAGCGGGAGGAGCAUGAUCAUCUAAAAGACGAGGUUCAGCAGGCACCGCGGUGGAAUUAACACCGUAAUCUUCAUUUCAAACACGUUCAUGGGAGACGACGUGUGUUCUGGAUACCCCAUGUGGAAGAGCCGUUCCUUCUCGAUGGCGCCCCCUUAAGGAUCAUAUGUGAAUGCCACCUGCCUGGCAGUGAUCAGGACGGUCUACUUAGGGUUCCCUCUAGCAAUGUUCACCAUUGAUUGAGAUGCCACUGGAAGGGGCACCAUAUAUAUUCUAUACGGUUCCAUGGUGUCCAUUUAGAGGAUGCAUAGACAAUACGUGUUCUGCGCUUGGUCCCCGGUUUGUAAUUUAAAGGGAACCUGACACAUAGUAAUAGUAAUUUUACACUCUGCCUUGUGGUACCCCCAUUCCAUAAGCGCCAUUAAAACAUACGGACAUCGUGGGGGGGAGGGGGGGGGAUCGCUCUUAUAAGCCAUUGCUGUCCAAUGAAUGGCUGCCGCGUGAUACGUUUUUUCUGAGGAUGUGUGUGGUCGUCCAAAGCUUCAACAAGUUAGGGCCCAUUCACACUAUGUUUUUUUUUUCUAGCGGAACUCUGUUUCGGAGUUUCGCUGUGGAAAAUACAAUGCAGCAGCCCCUCAUUGCUUUUGAUGGGAUUCUGCUGUACCAUUCACACUAGGGAAAUUCCGGACAUGUUUAGCUUUUCGGUGGAAUGCGCUCGGAAAUGCAUUGCUGUCUAUGGAGAAGGCUCAUUUUCGAGUGGUCCUAGUGCCAGCUUGUUCAGUCAAAGUAAUCGGCUGUGGAUUUUCAGCUGCAGAAAAUCACCGCAACUCAAAACCAACCGCAGUGGGGAAACUCGCAGUUAAUCUGCCCAUGGGAAUGUACCCUGUAAUGUCCUGCAGCAUGUCCGUAUAUUAUGUUUAAAAACUUUGCUUUUAAGUGACUUCUUAUGUUAUAGUAAAGAAAAAAUCAAGAAAAAAAGUAAAGUCGGCACUGCUACCGCACAUACAAAUGCUGAGUGUGAACUACAACCUACACCUGAUAUUCUCAUAGAACCAAAAUGUGGUGCUCUAUCUUUUCGUGGUGCUCUAUCUUGAAACAAAAGCCUUAAAUCCAUAUGUGCGGAAAGGUGAGAUGGCCCUCGCGUUAUAAAGCAGUUACUCCAUUUUAUUUAUAUGUUUGGUCCAGGAUACAGAUAAAGGGCAACGGCCCGUUUCACGCUGAGAUGCGCUUCCUCAUGACCAGAGGUCAUGAGGAAGCACAUCACAGAGUGAAACGGCCUGUACAUAUGUCUUUUAUUAUAGUGCUGUCAUAUUUUAGAGCUGCAUUUAGAAUUCUGAUAGUUAUCAUCGCUGAGUGGUGGAAAUGCUAUACAGCAGAGAUGUAAUGUCCUGCAGCCUGCCUGUGAAUGCAGCUCUGGAUGUGAGUGGAGUAUAUAAUAUAGUCUCAGCUAGGAGUAUAUAGGACCAUUAAAAUGGCCGAACAAGAACAGAUCUGGGUCUGCUCCUUAUCAUCUUUGUCAUGUACUUAGCGCUCCAGGUCUCGUGUGUUUUAGGGAGGGGGGGGGGGGUGUUAUUUUUUUUUAUUUCAUAUUUUUAUGACCUUAUGUUGAUGUUUAAUAUAGAUAAUGACCAGGUUUUUGCCUUUACUGACCAACGUCUUAGUAAUACCGCGGCCUCUGUACAGAUGUAGUGUAAAUAAAAGUCUUUAUACUGUAUGUGCUGCACCAAUA